This is a messenger RNA of Trichoplax adhaerens, 1365 nucleotides long. RefSeq lists its product as uncharacterized. Lineage: Eukaryota; Metazoa; Placozoa; Uniplacotomia; Trichoplacea; Trichoplacidae. Gene Ontology annotation, molecular function: NAADP-sensitive calcium-release channel activity. The record is from RefSeq and is a predicted model, not a curated record. Gene Ontology annotation, cellular component: plasma membrane; lysosomal membrane. The transcript is spliced from 9 exons. Bases 1 to 1365 code for a protein of 454 amino acids.
AUGGCAAAUCCAGCGUUAUCGAUUGACACAGGUGCAGCAGCCAACCUAGAUACAAAUUCUGUCUCCAAUUCCGUUGCAAACCAUGAGUUUUCUGCUGCCUUUAACUUAUCCGAUCAUCAAAUGAGGAAGAAAUUGCGUUAUUACUUUAUGAAUCCAUUGGAAAAAUACGAAGCCAAGAAACGAAAACCAUGGAAAUUAGUAUUUCAAAUUGUCAAGAUCGUCAUGAUCACAGUUCAGUAUGCUGCGAUAGCAGACACAGCCAUUGGAGCAUAUAAUUACCCCACAACAGAUGGAAGUGUACCUCCUAUUGAAUUUUGUGUUAAGAAAUAUGCUAACCUUACUUUUCACGCACAAACUCAACAGUACCGUUUCAACACUACAAUUUUAAAUAAUAUAAUUGUAAUAUUUCAUAAUAAUAUGUUUUAUCUCAUGCAAUAUAGAAUCAUUAUGAUAUCAAUGAAGUUCUCGUUAAAGACUAUCGAUCUACGACAAAUUCAAUUUUAUAAUGACCCAGAUUGUUACGAUUUAACCAUUAACGUAUCAAUUGAUAACUCAGAUCAUGAUGGGAAAGCGCUAAUUGAUGUACGGCUUGAUCAUAGGCGAUACCUAUGUUCGAAGAAAUCGAAUAAGCUGGACGAACUUUCUACUUAUUCCAUUACUGGGAUCAUUAUUGAUGUGAUUGUCAUUAUAUCUUGCUUGGUUUCGAGCAUAUUAUGUUUAAGAUCAAUGUUUAAAUCCGCUCUCAUUUCGAUGAUCGUAUCAGAACACUUUAAAAAUCAGCACAAUAAAAGUCUAACCCUCGAAGAAAGAAUGGAAUUUAUAAACUUGUGGUUCAUAGUUAUUGUAGCUAGUGAUAGUUUAACUAUAAUUGGGUCCGGCUUUAAGAUAUUUAUAGAAGCUGGGGACUUUCACGAUUAUGAUGGUUGUAGCAUCUUAUUGGGAACGGGGGUAUUAUUUGCUUGGAUUGGAUUCUUACGAUUUUUAAGUUUCUUUCGUAAAUAUAACAUUCUCCUUAUAACCCUGAAAGCUGCUUUUCCUAGUGUCUUGCGUUUCAUGUUUUGUACUGCUUUCUUGUACAUGGGCUACGCAUUUUGUGGGUGGAUCAUUCUUGGUCCUUAUCAUGAAAAGUUCCGGACUCUAAACACUGCAUCUGAAUGUAUGUUUUCUCUAAUCAACGGAGACGAUAUGUUUACAACAUACAAAAUUAUGUCCAAGGAAAGCUAUUCGGCCUGGCUUUAUAGCCGAAUCUACUUGUAUACAUUUAUUUCAUUAUUUAUAUACGUCGUCUUGAGCUUGUUUAUAUCCAUUAUCAGCGAUACCUAUGAAACUAUGAAGGUACACUAUAUAGCUAAUGGUUAUAAAUAA